Messenger RNA from Chroicocephalus ridibundus (black-headed gull), 7541 nucleotides. It is a transcript of the gene GFOD1, whose product is annotated as Gfo/Idh/MocA-like oxidoreductase domain containing 1. Gene Ontology annotation, molecular function: nucleotide binding. The transcript has 2 exons. Lineage: Eukaryota; Metazoa; Chordata; Aves; Charadriiformes; Laridae. The record is from RefSeq and is a predicted model, not a curated record. Bases 379 to 1551 code for a protein of 390 amino acids.
CCCCGCCCUCCCCGCGCCGAGCGGGCGCCGGCGGCGACCAUGGCAGAGGUGCGGCGCUGAGCUCCGCGCUGCCGCCGCCGCCUCCUGCGCCGGGGGAAGGCGGUUAUCCGUCCGGUAAGGGAGGGCAGACGCCGGCGCCUCCGCGGGGGCGUGUGUGAUGGUGCGGGCAUGGCGGGGCAGCCGGCGGCCGCGGCGCUGCUGAGGCGGGGGGCGGCUGGUCCCGGCCCCGGUGGUGGCGGCGGCAGCCAGCGGGGGCUGCCUCCUUCUCCCGCCCGCCCGGCGGCCGCCUCCCCCCGCCCCGGCCGGCGCUGAGGGAAGGAGGGAGCGCCUCGCCUCCCCUCGCCGUGCCGCCUCGCCUCGCCCCUCGCCGCCGCCGCCAUGCUGCCCGGGGUGGGGGUGUUCGGCACCGGCCUGACGGCGCGGGUGAUCGUGCCGCUGCUGAAGGCGGAGGGCUUCGCCGUGAAGGCGCUGUGGGGCCGGACGCCGGAGGAGGCGGAGGAGCUGGCCAAGGAGAUGAGCGUCCCCUUCUACACCAGCCGCAUCGACGAGGUGCUGCUGCACCAGGACGUCGACUUGGUCUGCGUCAACUUGCCGCCGCCGCUCACCCGGCAGGUCGCCGUCAAGACCCUGGGCAUUGGAAAAAAUGUCAUCUGUGACCGAACGGCGACUCCCCUGGAUGCCUUUAGGAUGAUGACCGCGGCUCAUUAUUACCCAAAGCUCAUGAGCAUCAUGGGGAAUGUUUUGCGCUUCCUGCCCGCCUUCGUGAAGAUGAAGCAGCUGAUCCAGGAGGGUUACGUAGGGGAGCUGCUGGUGUGCGAGGUACAGGUUCACAGCGGGAGCCUGCUAGGGAAGAAGUACAAUUGGAGCUGUGAUGACCUGAUGGGAGGUGGGGGCUUGCACUCGGUUGGCACCUACAUCAUCGACCUCCUGACCUUCCUCACCAGCCAGAAGGCUGUGAAGGUGCACGGGUUGCUCAAGACCUUCGUGAAGCAGACGGACCACAUCAAGGGGAUACGACAGAUCACCAGCGACGACUUCUGUACGUUUCAGAUGGUCCUGGAAGGCGGUGUGUGCUGCACGGUGACGCUCAACUUCAACGUCCCGGGCGAAUUCAAACAAGACAUUAUUGUGGUGGGUUCGGCAGGACGGCUGAUUGUAAUAGGCACUGAUCUCUACGGACAGAGCAACAGCUCUCCUCAGCAGGAGCUCCUGCUGAAGGACUCCACGCCAGUCAGCAACUCCUUACUUCCGGAGAAAGCCUUCAGUGACAUCCCAUCCCCUUACCUCCGGGGCACCAUUAAGAUGGUUCAAGCUGUCCGGCAGGCAUUUGAGGACCAGGACGACAGGAGGACCUGGGACGGGAGGCCCCUCACAAUGGCUGCCACUUUUGAUGACUGUCUGUAUGCCCUGUGUGUGGUGGACACCAUUAAAAAGUCAAACCAGUUGGGGGAGUGGCAGAACAUUUCAAUCAUGACCGAGGAGCCAGAACUGAGCCCGGCAUAUUUAAUCAGCGAAGCCAUGCGGAAGAGCAGGAUGUCUCUGUACUGCUAGCUCCUCUCAGCUCCUAGGAAAGAAUAGGAACCAGACAGCUCUUAAAGGAAAUGGUAAUUCAGCCCCUGUGAAGGGCCUGGGCAUCUUAGAAACAGCUGAGGAUAUGGGAGAAGGAAAUACGAUGUUUGGAUCAACUAAAUCUGUCGGUGGCUAAAUGCCAAAGUGAUAAGGUCCUUAGAAAUGCCCAAAACAGAUAGGAGACUUAAGAGCUGACAUAACGUUAACUGUUUUAAUAACAGUAUUAGCUGGCUGAUAGGAAAGAUAUAUCAUGGACUCAUCUCCUGCUUGCAGGUGCUUUAGAUUAUCCAAUUGUGUUUACUGUGAAAGGUUGGGAAGAUCCUUUUAGAUUUUCCUUACCUACCAGAGGGCUGUGAAGGUACUGUCAUGUCAUUAAAUUUUCUGUAGUGUCUGACAUGAAUGGUUCCUACCAUGACAGCUGACACCGCCGUGUUGUAGUACUACACCUCUAACCAACACACAGAAUAAUAGGACUUGGUGGGAAAGUGUUGCGUGAUAUGGAAAAUCUUGGCAGCUCACUUUUCAUAUAGCUUGUUAGGAGCUUCUCUGUGUUGGUUUAGCGAGUUGUUUUUUUUAGUUUGUUUUGUUUUGUUUUAUUUAAAGCACAAUUAAGUAGGAAAAUGUGUGUUUUUUAAAACAAAGCAGUCCUCAACCGCAGUGUAUAUGCCCCAGUAUCGGGGGAGGGAGGGUCUUCUGUGAGCUCCCGGUCAGCUUCAGUGUUAACUGCACAGAUUUGCUGAUUAAAAUGGGUUGUGCAAAACCUUCAUGGAUGGCAAGUGGCACGACACAGUAGUGAUAGUGGGUUUUGUUACACAGCUGAACUCAGGCUAGUCUUAUGAAGGUUUACACACAAGUUCCUGUGUCUGGGACUGACUUUUGAGUGAAUUCGUCGUGUGUUUUGGUUUUAGGUGGAAAACAGUAGAAAUCUAACCCGAAACCAUAUGAUGCUUAGAACGGGUGCUGUUCUUUUAAACCUUUGUGAACUCGCACUUGAGAGAUGCGUACCGACAAUUAAUUUCAUAUCGCUCAAGGCAGAAGCUUUCACUUCCACCAAGUGGUGGGUGUGAGUGAAAAACAAAGGGAUGAGAAAAUUUCCCGUCCAUUUCCAACGAAAAAGAUUAGAUAAAGGCCCCCACCUCUUCACCUCCUUAAAGUGGCUGGCUACUGGUACUGUAGUAAUCAUUCCCUGUUAUCAGUGCAGGGGUGGACAAACUCUUUUGAUAUGUUUGUCGUGUUCUUGUUAAUAUUUUCGAUUACAGUCUUGAAAUAAUAUAUUCUUUUGAGAAUAUAUUCUUGAAACAAUAUAGUGACAGGCACAUGAAUUACCCCAGUAAACAGGGAUACUGCUUUUCUGCAUAAAGCUGCUCCAGUGCUUAUAUGUUUACAGUGCUACGUCCUCAGAUAGGAAGAAAGUAGAACACAAGCAUAUAGCACUAAAUUAUAUUAAACUUGAGAAAAACCUUUUCAGGGUUUUUUGUUAAUUUUGACUAGGGGAAAGAAGAGAACGUUUGGAUGAGCAGUAAAUUAAAAGAGAAAAUAUGACCCUCUUUCUCAAGGCUAUCGCAUUAGUGUUGCCAUUUUAGGUUAAAAAGAGAACUGUCAGAUUAAUUUAGAUUUUUUAAAAAGCACAUGCAGUUUUGCUAUUUUUAGGAGCGCUAAGGGCUUCUCUAGGGCUUCUCCUACAAAUGACUCCGUCUGAUUGCUGUAUGCUCCUGCCUGUCCUAUACCCAGUUUGAGAGCUUCAUGGUUUUGAACAGGAGGGCAUCAAUAGGGUGGUUUAUCUCAUCUGACUUUAGCCAGAUGAAAGUCAAGUGUCUUGUCCUGAUGCGCUGCGCAAGGACACGGUAGUCAAUACGGAGCGAGGUCUCCAAAGGCUGACUCGGUUAAUCCUAAAAUUAAUACAGAAGGAGGUGCUCAUUGGAAAUUCCUGUCCUCCUCCUUUGCAGAGAAUCUUGGCUUCUAAAUUUUUAGGUGGCUAAAGUUAGGAAACUUGACUCCCACCGCAAAAUUAUUAAUGUGUGUGCUCAAUUUUUGAAGAGCGUACUUGUGACCUUUCAUGAAAUAUUCCCCAAAGUGUAACAGUGUGACUGGUGAAGGAAUAACGUAAUACUGCAAAACCACACCCAAAUGGAGAAUUGUUUCUAUCCAUGUUGUUUUGCCAGUCCUAGCAACUGUCUCUGGGGCUGACCACUUCUGCUAAGACCUCGGGCAAGCUUUCAUCAUUCCUUUUUGAAAGCAGCCCUUGCCAAGUUUGGAUGUUUUUCCUAAAAAUGGAUUUCUCUGAGAAUUCCUGAGGUAGUGCCAACAGGAAUUUCCUAUUAUAAUUGUCAUGGUAUACCAUGCUAUCCAGUUCCUGCCCUGAAAAAAUACACAGAGAAAUACAGAAGAGAGAAUUCGAUCAAGAAAUCAUCUCUCUCUUUCUCCUGAAAAAUGGAAUUAUCCCCAAGGGGAUCAAGAGAGUUUUCAUAUAGUAAGGCAAAAGCCAUUUAUUGAAAUUAGUGGAUAGUUCAAGUCAUGAACGCAAGCCUGGUGGAUAAUUAACCAUGUCUAGUUAAACAUCAUCCAAAACUGGAACUAAAUUGGACGAAAACAUUUGUGACUCUUGCUUCUUAAUGGUUUGACCAUUGUGCUGGAAUUGCUGUUCAUGUCUUUGCACCUCGUUUUGGUUCACAAAUGUUGACAGUUUUUCCUAUCUGUAUUUUCUUUUUUUUUUUUCUGUGUCUUUCUGGGUUUUGUGAUGCCAGCUGGAAGAAGAUAUGCUGGAAUCCUGUUCCCGCCCCUGCAGUGAACAGUCCUGUCCCUGCAGUGAACAGUCCUGUCAUGGUUUAACCCCAGCUGGCAGCUAGGACCACAUAGCCGCUCCUGCAGUUCUCCCCCUUUUCCCCUAGAAAGGCAGGAAGAAGAGGGAGAAAAGGGUGGGUGGGGGGGUGGGAAAAGCCUUGUGGGUUGAGAUAAGGACAGUUUAAUAGAACAAUAAAAGAAAAGGGAAAAUAACCAUAAUAAUAAUAAUAAUGGUAAAUGAAUACACAAGAUAAACCAAUGCAACACAAGUCACUCUCACCACCCAGUGAACUGGUUGCUCAGCCCAUCCGGAUUCCUGCCCUCCCCGGCCAACCUCCAUUUAUAGACCGCACAUGACGUCUACGGUACAGAAUAUUCCACUGGCCAUUCCAUUGUUCUGUCUAGGCUCCUUCUCAGCUUCUGUGGGAAGCUGAAAAAAGUCCUUGAAUAGCAUAAACAUCACCUAGCAACAACUAAAAAAAUACGCAUUAUUGACGUUCCUUCCAUACCAAAUCUGAAACACAGCAACCACUAGAAAGAAAAUUAGCUCUAUCCCAGCUGAAACCAGGACACGUCCCCAGGCGAGACACAGUAUAUAUUGAUAGCACUGCUGAGCUCCACCUUUCUGUCCCAGAUCCAAAGGUUUGGGUGACAGGCAUUAUCCAUCCCCUGUGCAGACUUACUGAUGCAGGUAGUGCUGCAUAGCAGAAAGAAAAUCUAAUGCUUUGGUUACGUAGCCAUCUGAUGCUAGUGUUAGUACUGGCUUGCAAAUGGGUUCAAUCCUGUACAGCUCGUUGUGGGACCACAGUGCUGGCCCCAGAGAGGCAGCCAGAAUGAGCAGGGGUGGGGGUGGGACCUCCUCUUCUGACAGCAACAGAGACCUUACGCUAGAUUUAGGUGAAGUCAUUGCUGAACGGGGAAGACAGCAGUAACGGCAUACGUUCCGGACUGUAUGACAGUUUUUCCAUUCUCUAGGAGGUGAAGGUGCUGUAAUGUCAAGUGUAAAGAUACUAAACUUCCACCUGCCUUAGAAGAGGAAGGAAUUUGGUUUAUUUAUAGAAUAUAUAGUACUAUUCUGAUCAAUUGUUACUUUACAGUCUGGGAUAUUUCUUGGCAGCAUCAAGCCCUCUGCUAUUUUGGUGUAGUUGAAAGUACAUUGAAUUGCCCUAAGUAGCCUCCGGAGUUCAUGCUGGGUUUAAGAAUUUGGGCAGCAGAUAGCAGAGAUGGACUUGAUUGAACUCAAAAGCGGUACCACACCAGGAAACGUGUAUUUGGAAUUGCACUUUUAAUGCUGUUCUUGAAUGCUGUGCCACAAGGUUUGAGAUGUAUGCUGCUAGAGCUGGUGCAGGCCUAAUAGCCAAACUGCGGCUACUGCUGGAAUUUAGUUCCAGCUACUGCUGGAACAAGCUCCAAAUGAGCUUGUUCAUACACUAGGUAGGAAAUGUUCGUUCCUCUUUCCCAGGGCUGCUGUUGGAGAGGCUCUUUCCUUUGCCAUCAACCUGUGCGCAGAGGAUACUGAACGUUAUGGUCUGUUGCCAAAGACAAAGAGAGCCAAAGGGGAGAGCCCAGGUGAAAUGCUCUGCUGCUCUGCAGGGGUCUGUUCCAAGGCUGGGGCGGUCAGCUGGGAGACAGUGUCUUAUUUUCCAUGGGAAUUGCAGUGGGGUCCACACCAGGGGUAGGGCAACCCUAUGCUGGGCAACUGAAGUCCUUCCAUGUGCCCAAAGAGAGAGUGGUGGCUGCAGCAGGGAGUGACAGGGAGGUGUGCCUGCAGUCUGGUACCUGCAAUGCCUGCGCCAACAGGCAGAAUAUGGUGGUCACACGAAGGGUGAGGGCUGCACCUCCCAGGGGUGACAGCAGCAGCCUUGCUCCACCACUGUGUUUGGGAGCCCGAGAAGGGACCCUGCCCUUUGGGAAGCACCAUCCGUCCUCUACUCCUGCUAGAUCCGUGCACAUCCUCAGCGCUGAACUCAAUGAAGUCCUUACAUGGAGGCAUAAGAACUCUGCAACAUCUUGGGGUUUCCUAUAUCUAAUAUCAUGCAUGCGUUAAAUUAGCAGUACUUUAGCGGUGUAGUUAGAAAAUACCAACUAGAGAUGAUACAUCCUUAUCCGUGCAGCCAAUAUGGCAGAGAAUCAGGACAUGCAUAGAUGAGUUUAGGCUGAGGAUGGGCUGCUGCGGAGCUCUUCCUUUGCUUUGGCUGAAAGCAUGAGCACUUCCUGCCCAGCCAGCACAGGGCAGUCAGAGGCACUCUCCACUUUGUACUUCGUGUUUCCUUCUUUUGGAUAGCUUUCGAAUCAGUGACAAGUGAACAGCUGUCCUGGAAGUUCAGCCAUUCAAAAAAGGAUGCUUUUCUGCUGCACGUGGUCACAGCGCAAGGACAAUUCAUUUUCUCUGUUACCUUGUUUAUUUCUGUGUCCAUACAAAUGUGGAAAAGACCCAGACAAUUUAAAAUGACUCAUUUAUCUACCAAAAAAAAAAAAAAAGCAGAUUUUAUUUAAUGAGUAAAGGUAAAGAUAGUAUCUUCAUAGUGUCUUUGCGGAGAUUCAGAAAUUACUGAUGACAGAAUUUCUUGUUGCUGAGAAUUUUUAGAUUUGACUUUUAUCUAUUGCCUUCAGUAUAAAAUACCACAAAUUAGCAAGUCCCUUCACUGUUAAGUUCUGUAUUUACGAGGGUUUGAAAGCACCCAGCAGACCUUUGGCUUCGGGCAGAUAAUCAACACGGUGGUGUGAUGUUCCAGUGGCCCAGCGAUGUACCCUUAAGUACAUAUGAAACUCAGCACUGGACUGUUUGACCUCUGCGGUGCUCUCUGCGUAUCUAGGACUAGUUGGGAAAUGUCAGGAUUGUUCAGGAUAGCAGCUUCUUGCUGUUGUUGUUGUUGAAGUUGUUACUUGUGGGAAGCAAAGUUUGUAAAUUUUAGAGACGAAGUAUAAUCGGCAGUCUUAUCUGCUUUAAAAUUUCCUCUCUCUUGAGCUGCUGGAUGAAGUCUGUCCAAGAAAAAUAAUUUCCCCUUCAACAAUAACUGCCCACUUCCAUUUGCUCAUGAAAAGAAGAAAUUUUAAGUAGACGGGACUAAACAUAAUGCUGCAUUCAUGAACCAAUGUCAUAACCUCAUGACUUACUGAGCGUAUGAAGCCAGAGCCCAGGCAAGUAAUGACUUUUUCAAAGCUGCCAAAUCAAAGCCAUGGGGUUGGGG